Sphaeramia orbicularis (orbiculate cardinalfish) is the source of this 715-nucleotide messenger RNA. RefSeq lists its product as uncharacterized. Gene Ontology annotation, biological process: regulation of apoptotic process. Lineage: Eukaryota; Metazoa; Chordata; Actinopteri; Kurtiformes; Apogonidae. Bases 86 to 715 code for a protein of 209 amino acids. The transcript is spliced from 6 exons. The record is from RefSeq and is a predicted model, not a curated record. Gene Ontology annotation, molecular function: protein binding.
UCUUUCCAGGUGAGACUCAGAUGGAUCCAGGAAACAGCUGAGUGUGACGAACACAAACCCUUUAGUGUUGGACGUCCACAGCCGAAUGGAUCAGAGUGAGGACAGAGAGGAGGGAGCCCCUCCCUGGAAGACCACCCACAGACCCCCCACAGGACCUGGACCUGGACCUGGACCUGGACCUGGACCUGGACCUGGACCUGGACCCGAACCUGGACCUGGACCCAGCUGUGUGUCCAUGAAGAGUGAUGACUCCAUGGAUCGAUACAUAGAGUUUAAACCAGGCCGUGUUCCACAGACUGAAGCGGAGCAGCAGAGCUCAGAGGUUCCCAGUGAUCCACAGCAUCCGACUCAGCCGGACUCCACAUGUGAGGAAACACAGAUGGCAGCACUUGAAGAAAGUCUGUUGAAAAUUCUGGAGGAUUUGAUCGAUGACGAGUUUAAAAAGUUCAAGUUUCACUUGGGAAAUGAAAAACCACGAAUCCCAGUGAGUAAACUGGAGAACGCAGACCGGAUAGACACAGUACGUCUGACGGUCCAGACCCACUACACAAAUACUCAGAAAGUCACCUUAAGGGUUCUGGAGAAGAUGGGCAGGACUGAUCUGGUGCAGAAACUUCCAGAAGGCAUCCUACGAUCUAAAGAGAGCAUUGACUGGUGUCGGCGAAAACUGAAGGAUAAGCUGAAGGAGAAGUUUGACAGCCAAUCAGAUCCCUGA